GACUGUAAGUGGUGCAAGGGCCAAACAAAUGUCAGUUCUUGUGUAUAAUGGCAAAGGCAGUGAUGCUGAGAGUAGAAAAUUCUUAUUUGAGUCAUUAAACGCAGUUAUAGAUAAGGAUCAUCAUACAGUUGACUAUAUCACACCGCAAGCUAUCAAAGAAGGUGAGAAUUUUGCCAGGGAACAGUAUGUUUAAAUAGUUUACAUAUUUUUAAUAAUUGUAAAGCGCUUAGAGCUGUAAGGUAAGCGCUAUUAAAAAAUGCCUGAAUAAAUAAAUAAAUGUUACACUACACCUGGUAAUAUUAUUGGUAAUUUAGGUGGGAAUUUUUAAGUAAAAUAAGCAAAUGCCCACUCAUUUUUACUGGACCGGUACCAAGAAAAUUUUUUAAAAAGCUAGUGAACUAGUAAUGAGAGGGAAAAAGUCAUGUUACUGUGUGAUUUAAGUUAAUGAAGAGGGUUGGACUGUGCUAAACUUAACGCUUAGCUAAAUAAGUGGAUUAAAAGAUACGAAAUAUGUCUUUCAUCAAAAUGUACAGUGUUUUGUUCUGUUCACGUAAUUUGUAACUUCUAAUUUGGCUCUUAAGAAAAAUUAAUUCUUUUUCAAAGUUUCUGUUAAAUAGAUUAAACUAACUAAAGAAUUUUUCUUUCUUUUAAACUAAUUCCUAAUUACAAACACAUAUCUCCAUUUAGGUUUGUGGUUGAAAAACUGCAGUGUGAUUAUUUUUGGCGGAGGAUAUGAUCGUGGAUUCGAAUCAGCAGUUGGCAGAGAUGGGGCUCAAAAGAUUCGUGAGUUUGUUAUUAAUGGUGGUCACUAUCUGGGCUUAUGUGCUGGAGCAUACUGGGCUUGUGACCAUAUUGAAUUUGAUAAAGGCGGACCCCUAGAAGUAACAGGGGAAAGAUUUCUCAAAUUUUUUCCUGGUAAGUGUUAAAUUCUUCAGUAACUUUAAGUUGUAUCUUUCUUUAUAAAAAAAAAACAUGCUCACAUUAUUAAAAUUCCAUACUGUUUCAUUAGCUAUGUUCACUUUGCCAUCUUUUUCCACUAUACUUCACAAAUGAAAGGGUGCUGAUCUUUAAAACCAACCCUCGAACUGACAACAUACUGGUGGAUUACAUUAGAAAGGAAUUUAACUUAACUAAUAAGAGGAAGUAUUUUUUUAUUAUAAGGGAUAAAAGAAAGAAAGUUUGGGAAAGUUGUCAAAAGUUACCAAACUAUAUAUAAUUCAAAUUCAAUGUGCAGCAAGGCACCUGAUUAAAAUGUAAGGCCCAUAAUUUUUGUCUACAGGCAUUUGUGUUGGUCCAGCUUUUCCAGGCUUCCAGUAUAAUUCCAAACAAGGUGUGCAAGCUGUGCCUGUUAGGUAUGGAAAGUCAGAGACCUUUCAUGCAUACAUGCAUGGGGGUGGAUACUUUAUGCCAUACUUGGAUGCUAAAAAAUCCAUGGAACAAGUCCCCCAACCAAAACUGAGCAAACUACAACACAAUAAGAGAAUACUUGUGGAGACUCACCAGUCAACAGCUAUUUCUGCACCUUUAGCAUUAGACUCAUCAAAAAUACCAAGGGGCAGUUCUCUUUUGAGUCCACAUUUAACAUUGCAACCCAGGGAAACCAGUGAUCUGUCGAUAUAUGCCGAACAAAGCCACAAGGAUCUAGGAAUAUACUGUUCUUUAGAGAGCAAAGCCAUGGCUAUAGUUCAGUGUUCUGUAGGACGAGGCACAGCUAUUCUCUCUGGUGUGCAUUUGGAAUUCCCAUUUCAUUUACUUGACAAAGAAAACCCGCACAUGAAGUCAUGCAUUCCACACUUUUCUCACAGUGAAGACAGAAGACAAUUUGUGUUCAAGGAUAUACUGAAACAGUUAGGGGUUCAAGUUAGAACAUGCAAGGCUGCAUUAUGAUUACUCAGAUUAGAACAUUCCUUUGUUAAUAAACUUUUAUUUAUUAUUGUUUAAUUUAAUUUAUUGAAUUAACUUUGUACAAUUUCAAGGCUAUGAUAAUGAAUGCUGUGGAUUCUUGUACGCAUAGCCGCUAUUUGGACCCGGGUCCCUUUAGACUAAAUCCCAUUCGGAUGUCAUUUGUGGUAGUUUAUUUUAGUUAAGAUAUAGAAGAAGAAGAAGUUUACAAAAAUAUAGUCUAUCUAAAAAUUAUCUUUCAUUUGAUACCUCAUUUUGACUUAUAAACCCACCAAUAAUAUUUAAAAUAGUUUUUUAAUCCCAACCUCUCACUUCUGAUACCCGGGUGCUAAUAACCAAUUUGUUUAAAUAAUUCAAAAACAUUUCUAUUUGUUUGAAUUUUAGAGUUUAUGAUAUUGUUUUUAUUAUUGUGACAUUUUUGCAACAAUUAUUCUGUAGAUGGAAUAAAUAGUUAACAUUUACUAACCGGCUCCAGCACAGCACUGACCUAUUGUCUCCAUAAAUCCAAGUUCCACAUUAACAUUGAAAAAAAGAUUGCAAGAUAGUAGCAUCACAAUAUAACUGACUUCUAAAGCAAAGUUUGUUUUGAUCUACUACUUGAGGAAUUUCUUAAGCGGGCUAGUUAUUUUUUCUCACUUUUCAAAGUGCUUAAGAAUUUGUAGUGAUGAGUGAUCUAGGUUGUUGCAACCAGGCAAGCAUUGUGAAUGGAAAGUAACUCUACUGAACUUCUUACAGAUACACACCCCCUAACCAAAAAAUACUAAUACUUUAUUAGGACAUGUACUGAUGUUUUUAAAGUUAUCCAAAGUAGUCAAUGUUUUUACAAGUUCAUUUCUUUUGAAAUUGUGUGCCCAGGACCAAGCCUGUAAUUUUAGAUACACCACUUAAGAAAGAAUUAACUUGGUUUAAAUUCAUCAUUCAUGGUCAAAGGUUGUCAACUACCGGUGUCAUAUACUACUUUUUAUUUUACUGCAUCGUUAAACAAGUUUAAUAAAACGAGAUGAAAAGUUUACUUGUGUGCAGAGGCGUAGCGAGGGUGUUUGGCGCCCGGGGAAAAGAUUUGCGCCCGGGGACAAGAUCCAUUUUAAAGCGCCCCCUUUUCUUUUCUUCAACUCUCAAACCCAUUAUUUUCAUCAAUAAAAUAAUAUCAAAGCACAUUUUGGCGCCUGGGGACAGAUGUCCCCCCUGCCACCCCCUCGCUACGCCUCUGCUUGUGUGUCCUGGCUGUAAUCUGUAUGUCAUAAAGACUGAAAGAAGUAAAAAAAUAAAAAUGUUUAACUACCGGUACUUUUUGAUAUUGACAUUACAUGUCAUAAGCUGGACUUUCAUUUUCUUCCCAGCAGAUUUCUUUUUAAUGUGCCUCUGUGAAUGUUUGAUAUUUAUAUUCAUAUUCAUUUCUGUUUUCAUUUUCUUUUCAGAUCCUGGAAUUUUUCAAUAAAGAAUUUUAAUUUUAAACUCUUCAUAUAAAUCUAAACUAAAUACUUCCUGUGACUCGCACAUUUUACUCUGAUUUAUUUGGCCCUUUUGUUUUUCAUUUUUAUUAAGAUGGCUUUUUGUCGGUUAUCUUAUUAUUAAUUUUUUUAAAAAGAUUAAGAUUUAUUUGUCAAAGAAUUAUGACUUCAGAAUGUUUAUGUUAACAUGAAAAAAUUAAAAAGAAAAUUUUGAACAAUGAAGUAUUGUUAACAUAUGGGCAUUAUUAACUAAAAAUGUAUAUAAGCUUCAUGUGUGGGAAAUGUAACAGAGACUGCCAUUCGAGGAUUGGUCUCACCAGCCACACCAAGAGCUGCAAGCAAUAAAGAUAAUCUAUCGGUCUCCCGCAGACG
Molecule: messenger RNA, 3725 nt
Organism: Lymnaea stagnalis (great pond snail)
Lineage: Eukaryota; Metazoa; Mollusca; Gastropoda; Lymnaeidae
Source: the annotation of a GenBank genome assembly